Molecule: messenger RNA, 699 nt
Organism: Fusarium oxysporum Fo47
Lineage: Eukaryota; Fungi; Ascomycota; Sordariomycetes; Hypocreales; Nectriaceae
Exons: 3
Source: RefSeq, a predicted model, not a curated record
GUAUGGUACAAACGCCUGAGCACUUGGGUUCGUGACAAUGCCACUAUGGCCGUCUCUGAGGUUCGCUCGGAUAGAGGACCUGAACAAGUCAACUGGCCCCCAGGUUUCUCGAAGCCUUACUUGGAUUUCCAAAUGAGCACGUUGAGGCCGUCUGGGAAAUUCCACACUUUCCUAAAUAGUCUGUUUAACGCUGGCUAUUACAACAAAGAGACCAAGUCCUACAUUCCUUCGACUAUUGCCAUCGAAGGAUAUACUGGCGUUGAGGUCAAUCUCUACCACCGCCCUGAUGAUACCACAACACGUACAGAAUGCAAUACCAUAACUGAGAUCAAUGCUCGCGCCAAAGCAGUAACUGGGACUGUUGUCGGUAGCUUCUGGAACUACAGUCACAAUUUCCACCAUGCCGAGCCUCUUAUGCUCAGCUUUCACGUCAGGUUUCCUGGCCUCGCCCGUGCCUACCUCAACGGAGAAUUCGAGGGCGAAUGCGAACGUCUAGUAGAAAGCCUCAAGGAGACUCCACAUGGUUAUGCCUUUGUCACUGGUGGUCCCGGUUCAGGAAAGACUACCACUGCCAUGCAACUCGUCGCUGCCAUCGUUUCCGGCGGUGUUGGAGAGAUCCGAGAGCAUGAACCUAAGCCCUCUUCUGCUUGGGACCAGUCCGCACCUCCCGCUCCCGCUGCUUGGGACCAGUCCGCACCU